This is a messenger RNA of Trichosurus vulpecula (common brushtail), 5230 nucleotides long. RefSeq names its product inorganic pyrophosphatase 2 (gene PPA2). The record is from RefSeq and is a predicted model, not a curated record. Gene Ontology annotation, cellular component: cytoplasm. Gene Ontology annotation, molecular function: inorganic diphosphate phosphatase activity; magnesium ion binding. The transcript is spliced from 12 exons. Lineage: Eukaryota; Metazoa; Chordata; Mammalia; Diprotodontia; Phalangeridae. Bases 182 to 1231 code for a protein of 349 amino acids. Gene Ontology annotation, biological process: phosphate-containing compound metabolic process.
GGGUUACAUGUUAACCACAGCAAAGCUCCCUGGGCCAGGGCUCCCUCCGCGGCCGGGCCGGGAGGCGGAGGCAUAGUCGGGGAGGGGCCCGAGGGGGGAAGGAAAAGGAAGAGGAGGAGGAGGAGGAGGAGGAAGGGGAGGAAGAGGAGGAAGAGGAAGAAGAGGCGGCGGCUUGCAGGCCAUGCGAGCACUGACGCUGUUGAGGCUGCUGAGGCCUGCGCCCGGGCUGCCGAGGCCGGGGCUGCCGCUGCGGAGCGCCCGGGCCGGGGCCGGCCGUUCGUGGCUGUUACCGCCGUCGCACCGAGCCAUGAGCCAGUACAGCACGGAGGAGCGGGGCCUGCCGUGCUCCGCCCAGUACCGCCUCUACUUCAAGAAUGUAGAUGGUCACUACAUCUCCCCCUUUCAUGACAUUCCUCUGAAGGCUGAAUCUAAAGAGGAAAAUGGCAUUCCUAUGAAGAAAGCUCGGACCGAUGAGCGCGAGGCAGUAUUUAAUAUGGUCGUAGAAGUACCCCGUUGGACAAAUGCCAAAAUGGAGAUUGCCACCAAGGAGCCAUUGAAUCCCAUUAAACAAGAUAUAAAGAAAGGCAAGCUACGUUAUGUGGCAAAUAUCUUCCCUCACAAGGGUUAUAUAUGGAAUUAUGGUGCCCUCCCUCAGACUUGGGAAGAUCCUCUUCACAGAGACGGUGCCACCAACUGCUGCGGUGAUAAUGAUCCCAUUGACGUCUGUGAAAUAGGCUCAAAGGUUCGUGCUUGUGGCGAGAUUAUCCAGGUGAAGAUUCUUGGAAUUCUGGCCCUUAUUGACCAAAAUGAGACAGAUUGGAAGUUAAUUGCUAUUAGUGUGGAUGACCCAGAAGCCUCCAAGUUCCAUAAUAUCGAUGAUGUGUGGAAGCACAAACCAGGUUACCUUGAGGCAACACUUGACUGGUUCCAGUUAUACAAAGUGCCUGAUGGAAAACCAGAAAAUAAAUUUGCUUUUAAUGGAGAGUUUAAAGACAAGGAUUUUGCUCGUGAAGUUAUUGAAUCUACCCACAAAUGCUGGAAAGCCUUGCUUCAUAAAAAGUCUGAUGGAGGAGAUAUAAAUUGUGUUAAUGUGCAGGUAUAUGACAGCCCUUUCUGCUGCAGUAAAGAAGAGGCCAGAUGCAUAGUACAGUCGGCAUCGACUGCAAUAAAUGAAGAUUCAAAUUCCAAAGAAGAUGAAGAUAUCCACAGAUGGCAUUUUAUUAAGAAGUGAUGGAAGUUUCCAGUCAUUCUUCAUCCCCAAGGGUCACAACAGACAAAUCAGGCCACAGUUGCUGCCUCCCUUGUGAAGCUUCACUUUUUCACCUCUUGAGAUAGGCAGUAUAUGAAUAAACACUGGACUUCCAAAUUAUUCUCUCUUUUCAUAUUUACUCAAAAUACAAACUUUUUGUUAUUUUGAUCUCGUAGGGAAAGCUUGGAGGUAACUUAUUUUGAACUGUUAGCCAUUCCUGUACAUAAAAGGAAACCCAUGGAUAUCAUGGCUCUAUUUCUCUGAAUGAAUGGAGAAUCCUAAAUUUAAUAUGUUAACUAGGUGCUGGUAAAGACUCUUUUCAGAGUGGAUUAAAAUGUUAAGCCCAGAACGUUUGGGGAACUCAUUUAGCUGCAUCUGUCCUCUGUCUCACACUAACUCUGAUGGUAUCUGAGGGCUUGUGGGUGCUCACGUUUAUUCUAAUAAUACCUUACAUUUAUGUCACAUCCACCUACAGAACACCGAGUAUUUUCAUACUCAUCAUCUCACGAGAUCCUCACAAGAGGACCAUAUAGGGCAGACAUUGCCACCGCUUUAAAGAUGAGCAAACCAGCUCAUGUGAAAUGAUUUCCCAAGGUCACACAGCUAUCUAAUAAGUACAGAAAUCUCCAAGUUCCAGGUUUUCACACUUUUGGCCCAUUUCUCUUUUGACUACAAAGAAAAAUUGAGGAGUCCUCUAGACUAUCAGAUAAGGCCACAUCUAACCUAUUCAGUUCAACAAACAUCUAUUAAAUUCCAACUGUGUGCUAAAAAAUAGGGGAGAUGUAAAGUUUAUAGAAGAGGGUAGAACUCCUGCCCUCAUGGAGUUUGUGGUCUAAGAGAAUAAUGUAGAGGAGUAGAAAGAGCUCUGACCUUGAAGUCAACAAACCUGAGUUUAAGGUUCCAGCUCUGACAGAUACAUGAACCUAGAUAAAUAUCCUUACCUCUCCAAGUUUAAUUUUCUUACCCAUAAGAUGGGACUAAAUAUACUUUCAUUAGUUACUCACAGGGUUGUUGAAAAAGUGCUUUAGAAUCAUUCAGACUCUCUAAAUGUUAGGUUGUUAUUAUUAUGGGUGGGUGGUGGUGGUGGUAGUGGUGCAAAACACAAAUAACUGUAAAAUAAUACAUUAUAAAUUCAUCAGAAAGAUACAAGCAUAUUGUUAUGUAACAUUUUAGGGAAGAAUAGCCAUGACUGACCCCAGAGAUCAGUGAACACAUCUUGAGGUAGCUAUAACUGACUUGGCAUUUAAGGGAUACUUAGAAAUUGAACAAGGUAUGAACUGUAUACUAUGGGAUGACCCUCUAGGUGCCGGGAAGAGCUUAGUUCAGAAGUAGAGAGGUGAGAAAGUGUUGAGCCUGACCAGAAGAAACCGAAUCCAGUCUGGUUGGAACACUGACUAUUUGGCAGAGAUUCGUAUGGAAAGACACAGUAGCACCAAAUUGUGCAAGGCCUUGAUUGCCAGGGGUAGGAGGUGGAAUGUUCUUAGUAAGCCGCAGGAGCCCAUUUUGAGCAGAGGAAUACCCUGACAAGAGCUUUACAUUGGGAAGAUCAUGCUGACAAAGAUGUGAAGGAUAGUUUGGAGGGAGGAGAGAGUAGAGGAAGAAUGACCUGGUAGAAAUCUAGUGUAAGAGUUAGAACAUCACUGGAAUAUAAUAACCAUGUAUUGUGUUUCUUUUUUAAAGAUUUCUGGAAGCAAAAAUUGAGCAAUCUGUAAAACCUAUGCAGCGCCCCUCAUUACUGAGACAUGAUUUGUUAUGUAACCUAAAUCCUGAUAGCUUAACCUAACCUUAAUUUUCUUCAUCUGAUUAUUAGCAGAGAUGGAAAAUAUUUGGAGAGUAUACCUUGAAAAUUCUUCAUACACCGUACAUCUCUUCUCAUUUUUCACUCCUCAGGCCAUAGAAUUCCUAUUCCUCAAAGAUAAUUUCUAAAUACUUUAGUCUUGUCGGGAUUCUAGCCUUUGAGACUUUUCUCUAGAUCCUUUCUAGAUUCUCCAUAUUAAUACUCUUGAACUCUAGAGCCACAACAUGAAUGCAUCAAGCAUCUUAGUAAUGUCAGAUGUAAAUGGAUCGUUACUUUAUUCUCUAGACUCACGUUUAUGCAUGUUAGCAAAGUUCCUUCCCCUGUGCUGUUGUAUUUGUAAAAUUUGCAAUUUCAGCUUUGUCCAAUGUUUGUAUUGUUCAAAAUGAUUAUUAUCAUUAUUUGAGUAAUUCCUAUAGAUACUCCAAGUGUACAGAUGAUAAUUUGAGAGCAAUACUGCCUUUAUUGUCAGCCUUAUAGGUCAUAUGACUCUAGUGGCCCCUUAUGAAGUAAUGAUCCCAAAGAAUAUCUAAUUUGUAUCCAAGGAUGUGAAUCACAUACUGGGCUUAGGAUCAGAAAGACUUGGAUUCAUAUCCUGUCCCUGUUAUUUCCCAGCUAUACUUAAAUUUUUUAAACUUUAAUUUCCUCAUCUGUAAAAUGGGUUUUAUAACAUUUGUGGCUCCUACCUCACAGGCUUCUUAGGAGGACCAAAUGAGAUAUUGUUUGUAUAAAGUGCUUUGUAAGCAUCUGUUAUCAUUUGCUUGAUGCCCUUCGUUUUUGUCACAUGAUUGAGACGUGAGAAACUCUGAGAGCAGAAUAUGGCCAGGCAAAGCUCAAAGGGCAGAAUUUACCUUCUUAUUUCUCUAUAAUGGCCUUUAUACAAAUGCUGGUGCAGGCGUUGAUGUCAGCAGUCUUCAUGUUUCAGGUCUAAUAACUGAUGGAAGAGUAUGUUGUAGCAGGAUUCUUUAUGACCAUUCUCCUUGAAUAAUUUUAAUUUAAAAAUGAAAGUAAUCCAUCCUGGGUUCCACAUCAUAGAUGUGGCAAUAAACACUUGGGAUUUAAGAUCUGAAUGUUUUUAAGGCCAUGAUAGGUGCUAUAUUAAGGAUAACAGAUGGGUGUAUAUUAUUUCAAGCAAAUGGUUGAAUUGAUGAAAGUCAACAAAGAGAGUUCUAAUAAAUACUAGGGUACUUAAUAUCCUUGAUUCUCCAGAUACAGAAUACAGAAAUUUUACUAGAUAUAUUCUUUUAGAAACAGUUAUUUUCCAUUCAUCUCCAUCUUCUUCUACCCGCACUUUCACCUAUAUUGAUUCCCCAUUUUUUCCCUUUAACUAUUUUGAGCCUUUUGGAAAUAACUUUAUUUUGAUGUAGGGAUUUUUGUCCUGAAGCAAAUGCUUAAGAUUUCUUUGCAAAAUGCAUUAACAAACUGUAAUCUUAUUUUUGCCAUGACCACACCCACCCAGAGGGGACAAAAGUACUUCAAGAUACAUUGGACAUCGAUGAUUAGUGGUUUUUUUGCUCCCAGAACAUACUUGACUACUUUUUAAAAACAAAGAAUCAUUCACAAACAUGCAGAAAUAACCAUCACCAUAGGUUAGGUUUGCCUGAAUCAAGUGGAAAUCGUUUCCUUCUUUUCUGGAACUUUAAAGAUAUAUUUCGUGACACAACACAGGGUCAUUUUUAAGUCGAGGCAUGACCUCUCAGGAGCAUGAGUAUCUUUUACUUCGCUAGCAGUCUCUGCGUGCUGUGCAUUUUCUCGUGUAAUAGUGUUUGGUGAUGUGGGUAAAUUGUGGAGAUUUUGUCAGAUGUCAUCAGAAAAAUAAAGACAUCAUUCACUUGUAACUGCCAUAAAUUUAUUCCCAGCAGGCAACUUUUUCAAGUAUUGUUUCUAAUCAAGAUAAUAUCAUUCACUUGGGAGUUGUUUAUAAUUAAUAGAUACCACAUAGAGAUGUUUAAUUCUUGCUGAUGAUCGGAGAUAUAAAAGCAGGAAAUGUUACGAAUGAGUUAAUAUUUAGAAAUAAGAUAUUAUUUGUGAUUGAAUUGCACUAAUGAAAGCUUGUGGAUUAUGGACAAUGAAAAUGAUUAUCGCUUUGAAAUGCCCAGUAGCAAAUGUUAGUGAUUUGUCAGUGAUAUGGACAUAUGGAACAUAAACCCUUUCUUUCCAUUAAAGACACUGUCUUUGUACCAGCA